CUGCGCGGACACCUCGCCGCCGAGGAGUGGGGCGCGCUCGCCUACUUCUCCGACUUGCGCGCGCUGCACGCUGACGCGGGCGAGCGGCUCGUCCCGGUCUCGCUGGGCAGCCCACUCGUCGGGCACGGGGAUGUCGCAGCACCACCUCCUUCACCAGCACCCGGCGCUGCAGCGGCUGCUCGCCGUCCCUCCCCACACGCUGGGCCGGCCCCUCUCCCCGACCAACGUCUGGAUCGGCACGCGCGGCACCGUCACGUCGCUGCACUCGGACCCGUCCGACAACCUGCUCUGCCAGGUGGCCGGCUACAAGUACAUCCGGCUGUACGGCCUCAGCGAGACGCCCAAGCUGCACGCCACCACGCUGCGCUCAAAAAACACCAACAGCUUUGGCACGUCGCCCGUCCGCGUCGAGGCGGACCCACUGCCGACCGCGCACGCGUCGGCCGCCGACGCCGCCUACGUCGAGACCAUCCUCGCGCCAGGCGACAUGCUGUUCAUCCCCAAGAGCGUCUGGCAUUAUGUGCGCAGCCUCACCACGAGCGUGAGCGUGAACUACUGGUUCUGAGUGUCGAUGGGGUGUGAAAGUCCGUUAAAGC
Molecule: messenger RNA, 596 nt
Organism: Emiliania huxleyi CCMP1516
Lineage: Eukaryota; Haptophyta; Isochrysidales; Noelaerhabdaceae
Exons: 4
Coding region: 131-565 (144 amino acids)
Molecular function (GO): 2-oxoglutarate-dependent dioxygenase activity
Source: RefSeq, a predicted model, not a curated record